GAGUGCUCGCCCCUCCCCUCCCUUCCUAUAGGAGGAGAUUUCCGGUGCUGUGUGAGAGGUGACCCUGGGACCGGUGCCAUGUCGGUGUGGUUGGGUCGGCUGUGUGUGUCAGUGAGGACGGUGUGUGCUCAGUAUGUCGGCGGAGGGGGAGCGAUCCGGGCACACCACCCAGCAUUAAGCCCAAGAUGGCAUAUGGUUCGCCAUUUAUCUGUUACUCCUGGCUUGACUAUUAAAUACGAGGAGCUGAAGGACUUGCUGAAGAAUGAUGGAGUUGUUCUUAUUGAUGUUCGGGAACCCUGGGAAAUUAAAGAAUAUGGCGUUAUUAAGGGAGCAAUAAAUAUUCCAUUGGGUGAUCUACAAGCUGCAUUACAACUGACCCCAAAGGAAUUUGAAGUGAAAUAUCAUAAAAAUCUUCCAGAAAAAUCCAAUACUGUAGUGUUCUCUUGCCUGGCAGGCAUUCGAAGUGGUAGAGCUUUAGAAGUAGCAACAUCACUGGGUUACAAUCGGGUCCAUCAUUAUUCAGGAGGCUUUGAUGACUGGACUAAGCAUGAAGCACCAGAAAAAACACAAUGAGCCACAGCUAAUUUUUAGUAUUCAUUCAAAGAACUACUUAAGAUACACUUUUUACAUGUUGUUAAUGUCACAGAGAGCAUAAUGCAUUAUAACUCAAUGUGUAGCCACGUGCAAUAUGAAUGUAUCCCUUAAAUAUUAUUUUUUUUCUUCUACACUGGGUUGUGCCUCAGAAUGACCAAAGAACUAUAAUACAUUAUUGAUGAUUUG
Messenger RNA from Rana temporaria (common frog), 780 nucleotides. It is a transcript of the gene TSTD3, whose product is annotated as thiosulfate sulfurtransferase like domain containing 3. Lineage: Eukaryota; Metazoa; Chordata; Amphibia; Anura; Ranidae. The record is from RefSeq and is a predicted model, not a curated record. Bases 79 to 573 code for a protein of 164 amino acids. The transcript is spliced from 4 exons. Gene Ontology annotation, cellular component: mitochondrion. Gene Ontology annotation, molecular function: thiosulfate-cyanide sulfurtransferase activity.